CACCGUUAUAUCAUGUAGUUUAUAAAGCCGUGCGUAAAGCUUCCAAGUUUCGUACAACUAGGAAAAGCAAGGAUUUUAUUCCCCUUUUACGUCUGCAAUUUGAGUUUGCUGUUGACCUUUAUGUAAACACGAUGAUCUAACCGCGUGUUCCGCGUUAAGACGCGCUUCUGUGCCGGAUCAGAGCAUCACCAUAAGCACCUGGAGCUCUCAUUCAGCGGCUGCGGCACCAAUGGCGUGAUCCUCGUCUUUGCAAUGGAUGAUAAAUCCAACAAACUCCUUUUAGUUCCCGUUUUGACCGUUUUGUUCGUGAUGAUCGGCUAUCAGUACAUCUGUCCAGCAGGCAGCACGUCCUGUCGGUUUGGCAACGGAGAGGGUUUUCCGUUCUCCAAAUAUCCAGCAGACGUCAAAAGAGAAGAGAACGAAGAGGACGCGUCGUUCAGAUUUCAGUCCAAAUUCAACUUCACGCGGGACGACCUCGAGCGCCACGUGGAUUUCGACAUCAAGGGGAAUGACGUGAUCGUGUUCCUCCACAUCCAGAAGACCGGAGGAACCACGUUUGGGAGGCACCUGGUGCGGAACAUCCACCUGGAGCGCCCGUGUGACUGCCGCUCCGGCCAGAAGAAGUGCACGUGCCACCGGCCCGGAAAAGCGGAGUCUUGGCUCUUCUCGCGCUUCUCCACUGGCUGGAGUUGCGGUUUGCACGCGGACUGGACCGAGCUCACCAACUGCGUCCCUACUGUGAUGAACAAAAAGCUAAAGAAAGACGCGUUGAACAAACGGAGCUUCUACUACAUCACACUCUUGCGGGACCCAGUGUCGCGUUACCUGAGCGAAUGGAAACACGUUCAGCGUGGUGCCACAUGGAAGACGGCUCUGCACAUGUGUGACGGACGUCCACCCACCCCAGAUGAGCUGCCUGCCUGUUACAGCAGUGAAGACUGGACCGGUGUGACUCUGGAGGAGUUCAUGGCCUGCUCCUCAAACCUGGCUAACAACCGGCAAACGCGCAUGCUGGCCGACCUCAGUCUGGUGGGCUGCUACAACUUGUCCUCAAUGACUGAAGAGCGACGCGCAGAGCUUCUCCUCAGCAGCGCGAAACGCAACCUGCGCCGCAUGGCCUUUUUCGGCCUGACUGAGUUUCAGCGUAAAACGCAGUUUCUCUUCGAGAGGACGUUCGGCUUGCACUUCAUAGCCGCCUUUACUCAGAUCAACGGCACCCGGGCGGCUGGGGUCACGGUCGGGACAUCCACAAGGAGGCGCAUAGAGGAGCUGAAUGCACUAGACAUGCAGCUAUACGAGUACGCAAGGGAGCUUUUCUUGCAUCGCGUUCAGUUUUGCCAUCAUCAGGAGCGGCAGGAGGAGAAGAAGAGGAAACGACAACAGCGCAGGACCAUGAAGCAACAGAAAACAUCUGCCGUCCGACAACAGGAGGACAAUGGAGCAAAGGACGCAGUGGGGAAAAUGGAGGUAACUGGAGUUACUGAGGACUACAGCAGCCAGGUGGUCAGAUGGUGAUUGCCUUGUUCUCUAACUGUGUUCAGAAUUGCAUACUAACAUACUAGCAUACUACUCUUAAGGUGAGUGUACACGGUGUGAAUUUUGCUCUCAGACUAGGUUGUAAGGGAAGUCAUGUGGAAAUUAUUGAUGCUCACAUGGUUGUAGCUCAUAAAAUGUGUGAAGAAUUCAGAUUAUACACACUCUCAGAAAUAAAGGAACGUGAGCUGUCACUGGGGCAGGACCUUUUCAAAAGGUACAUAUUUGUACCUGAAGGGUUCAAAAUGGUACCUCAAAGUUACUUUUUAGGUACAUCUGGGCACUAAUAUGCACCUUUGAGGUACCACUGUGGACUCUUUGGCUACAAAUAUGCACAUUUUGAAAAGGUACUGCCCUUAUGACAGCUCGCGUACCUUUAUUUCUGAGAGUGUAGAGUACUUACUUUCCAAAAGUCAUACUUCUGGGGUAUUAACCCAUUUUGUGAAUCUUAUUUUGGAUUAGUGUGAUAUUGAGUCCCCAAAAGUGUGCUUUUGUAUGCAAGGGAAACGUUUUUCAGUCAUCGAAAUUUAACCUAAGCACACAUAGGUUUGAAAUACUUCAGCUGACCUUCAUAUGUGAGUUAUUUGGAAGGUAUCACUUUGGUUUUUCCAUGGAGACGUGUUUGGUUUAUGAUGCUUUGCAGCCCCAUUCUCUGUAAUGGAGAUUAGAGCAGCUGGAUUUACAACAAGUCAAUAAAUCAAUUCUCUUAAACUACAUGAAAUUAAGUGAGGGUUAAGAAUAGAGUAGAUUAUAACUGCUGUUUUUCAUUGACAUCAGUGUGUAUUUUAUAAAGCACUCAUUUAAAUACUCCAUCACUGCUGUGAUUGUAUUAGUCAAAGGGUUUUGAUUACAAAGUUGUUCCCAUUUUAUUUUCAAGGAUAUAAAUUUGUCUUCAGUAUUAAAAAAUUUGAUAAUCAAUAAACAAUCAAUUUGAAAUUAAACGACCAAGAUGUGCUUUAAAUGCAGACUGUCAGUUUUAAUUUGAGGGUAUUUACAUCCAAAUCAGGUAAACGGAGAAGGAAUUGCAACAGUUUGCAAAUGUGCCUCCCACUUGUUAAGGGACCAAAAGUAAUUGGACAGAAAAAUAAUCGUAAAUCAAACUUUCACUUUUUAAUAUAUGGUUGCAAAUCCUUUGCAAUCAAUUACAGCCUGAAGUCUGGAACGCAUAGACAUUACCAGACGCUGGGUUUUAUUCCUGCCAGGCCUCUACAGUAACUGUCUUCAGUUUCUACUUGUUCUUGGGGCAUUUUCCCUUCAGUUUUGUCUUCAGCAAGUGAAAUGAUUGCUCAAUCGGAUUCAGAUCAGGUGAUUGACUUAGCCAUUGCAUAACAUUCCACUUCUUUGCCUUCAAAAACUCUUUGAUUGCUUUUGCAGUAUGCUUUGGGUCAUUCUCCAUCUGCACUGUGAAGCACCGUCCAAUGAGUUCUGAAGCAUUUGGCUUAAUAUGAGCAGAAAAUAUUGCCUGAAACACUUCAGAAUACAUCCUGCUGCUUUUGUCAGCAGUCAUAUCAUCAAUAAAUACAAGAGAACCAGUUCCAUUGACAGCCAUACAUGCCCACGCCAUGUCACUACUACCACCAUGCUUUACUGCUUAGGAUCAUGAGCAGUUUCUUUCCUUCUCAAUACUCUUCUCUUCCCAUCACUCUGGUACAAGUUGAUCUUGAUCUCAUCUGUCCAUAGGAUGUUGUUCCAGCACUGUGAAGGAUUUUUACAACUCCAAUUUGGCCUUCCUGUCUUUGAGGCUCACCAAUGGUUUACAUCUUGCGGUGAACCCUCUGUAUUCACUCUGGUGUAGUCUUCUCUUGAUUGUUGACUUUGACACACAUGUUCUUGAUCUGUCCGCCACAGUUGUUUUCCAUGGUCUUCUGGGUCUUUUAGUGUUGCUGAGUUCACUGGUGCGUUCUUUCAUUUUAAGGAUGUUCCAAACAUUUGUUUUGACCACGCCUAAUGUUUUUGCUAUCUCUCUGAUGGGUUUUUGUUUUUUCAGCCUAAUGAUGGCUUCCUUGACCGAUAGUGACAGCUCUUUGGAUCUCAUCUUGAGAGCAACACAUUCCGAAUGCAAAUCGCACACUUGAAAAGAACUCUGGAGCUUUUAUCUGCUCAUUUAAUUGGGAUAAUGAGGGAAUAACACACACCUGGUCAUGGAACAGCUUGGAAUCCAAUUGUUCAAUUACUUUUGGUCCCUUAACAAGUGGGAGGCGCAUAUGCAAAGUGUAAUUCCUACAGCGUUCACCUGAUUUGCAUGUAAAUACCCUCAAAUUAAAGCUGACAGUCUGCAGUUAAAGCACAUCUUGUUUCGUUUAAUUUCAAUUUGAUUGUGUUAGUGUAUAAAGUCAAAAACGUUAGAACUGUAUCAAUGUCCAAAUAUUUAUGGACCUAACUGUAGCCACUCGUUACAGUAACUGUAACUGCUCGUGACAUGCGUGUACAUACGAUCUUCCGACCAAGAGAAUCUGCUCUGUGUACAUCCGCCUUUACUAUCUCUGCAGUGUAUAGUAUAUACAGUAGUAGCCACAAUAGAAUUAUUUUCUUUCUAUUCUAUUCUUUCUAUUUUCUUUCUUCUCUUAUGAAAAAAAACAGCAUCAGCUCAUAUUUGAGUUUGCAUCUAUGCAUAUGUCAUUAUAUGCAAAAAAAAAGAGCUCACACUCAGGAUUGUUUGUCGAGGCUGUGGAUUAAAGGUAAUAAUGUUGUACGUAGUGUUGGGAAAAGUUACUUUUAAAUAUAUAUUAUAAUAUAUUGCAAUAGGUUUUAAGGAAAAUAAU
Messenger RNA from Danio aesculapii, 4295 nucleotides. It is a transcript of the gene hs6st3a, whose product is annotated as heparan sulfate 6-O-sulfotransferase 3a. Bases 253 to 1515 code for a protein of 420 amino acids. The record is from RefSeq and is a predicted model, not a curated record. NCBI's taxonomy places the organism in Eukaryota, Metazoa, Chordata, Actinopteri, Cypriniformes, Danionidae. Gene Ontology annotation, cellular component: membrane. Gene Ontology annotation, molecular function: heparan sulfate 6-sulfotransferase activity. The transcript has 2 exons.